AUGUCCCUUCUCGCACUCGGUCGCGUCGUGCAAGGAUUGGCCGAGAGGGCGCAAAGGACAUCCUGUCUGGCGGAACAGCCGACGGAGGCUGCCCAGGGCACGUUUGAGUUUGAGGCAGAGCUCCCAGCUAUUCCGAAAUUGGAGGGGCAGGGUCUCGAAGUGCGGUCCAGCGCGAGUACACUUCCAACCAAAAAAGAGUCAUUCCUGAAACGAGCGACCUCUAUUAACAAGAAAAAGAAGAAGUUCAGAAAGCGAGCGGAAUCCCAGGACACCGUCAGCGUGUGUAGCAUCGCCUCACAGCCGGUAAACGGGUCCAAGUCUGACCACGUGCCCUUCCGGGACUCCAAACUCACGCGCAUUCUCGAGCCGUCACUCACCGGCAACUCUCUCACGCUGGUGGUGUGUGCGGUGUCCAUGUCUUCCACGAACCGGCAUGAAACCACCAGUACCUUGGGAUUUGCUGCGAACGCCAAACUCAUUCAGUGUCAACCGGUAGUGAAUAAGGUCGCCGUAUCUCCACGAACACAAGUGAAACGGCUACAGUCAGAAAAUGAGGCACUUAAGCAACGGCUUCAGGAGGCGGAAGCAGAGUCGUCCAAAGCCGCGGAAACUCUGGCUGAGGAAGCCGAUCAGACGGCACAGGCCGUCAGAGCUCUUGAGCUGGAAACAUCGCAGAAGGUCAAAGCGUUGGAGACGGCAGCCGUGGCACGUGUGCAGGCGCUCGAGAAGGCACUCGCAGAAGCCAAGAAGAUAUCCCACCAAUUGCCUCUGAAUUUUAAAGCAACUACGUCAAUGCCCAAGGCGACGGAUACGAGUUCCGAUGGCGCACAGGCAAGCACCAGUGGAGGGUCACCUCUGCUGACUCGUAGACGCCCAACUGAAUUGUACAACCACCGCGAGCGGCAGAAUCGAAGUGUUACAUGGGCACCGCACUCACACCUGCGGGGCGAGAAGAGGGCCAACAGCCCGUUGAUUAAGCGCAGACUUUCACCCACCAACGGGUCACUGAGCGGACGGAGCAUGCCAUCACCUGUGGCUGUGCGUAGAGCAAUGGCAGAGAGAGACAGCGACCAGCGCACCCUUGCAACGCCGAAUGGCAGCACACUGGAGGAAGGCCCCAACCCCAGUCUGGGCAUGCUGCUGCGUGUUAAGGAGAGCGGGAGUGAGGAAAUUGCCGCAAUGACAAACGAUACACAAACGGGCGAGGAUGGUGUAGACAACACUGGAGUGGCGGACGACACGGCGACAAGGCCCGUAGUAGCGGAUGGGUUGUCGGGUGGCAGUGGUGAUACAUGCAAGACAGCGGAGGUCGGUUGCACUGUUGAGGCCACCGUGUUCUCAGGGACUUCAGUGGACGGGGCUACGCGACAGACGGUUGGUAUCAGCGACACAGGGGAUGUACUUAGUGGAUUGGAAGCAAGUGUUAGUGAAGUGAGUAUAGUGACUGAAAUGGACAACACCAGCAAGGAUACGGAGAAGGUUGAGGAUUGUGAUGACGAGACUGCGAGCGUGAGUUUUGAUUUGAACGGAGACGGGAGUGAAGACGUUCAAGAGGAAACCGUUUCAAAAGUGCGAAUGGAGGAGAUCAUGGAGAACUAUAAGACGCGAGUGGUAAACCGAGAUAACAGUCGCCUGCGCCUCAUUUCGCAAUUAAAAGAGACGGUGGCAGAGAGAGACAAUCAGCUGACCGAGUCUGGCUACGCCGCGCUCAGUCAAAAGUUAUCUGUGGCAGAGGGCCGGAUCAUCUCUAUUUCCGAGCAACUGUCGCUGACUCUGGUGUCUCUGAGUGAGGUGCAACAGAAGUACGAGGACGCCAAGGAAGCGGCGGAGGACCACGCUACGGAGAUAGAAGCUUUCCGCUUAGAAAGAGAGGAGAUAAUCGAGAAGUGUAAAGGGGUGCUGGACAGGCAAAGGGAAAAGGCCAAAGCAGCAACGCUCAAGAUGCACGGUAUAAUGCGAAUGGAGUGGGAAGAUGACCUAAGAAAAAGUGAGAUGGAACAGAAUAUACUUAAAUGCCAAAUUGAAAGUGAAAAAGAAACUGUCGCCCAGCUAGCAGAGGAGCUGAAGUUGUCACUUGAGGACUACGAGUAUGCGAGCGAAGAAUACGACAAGCUUGUGAUUGAGUUGGAAGAGGAGACGGACAAGGUAGAGACUCUGGAGGCAAAGUGCACGAAACUGAAGGCGAUGGCACUAGAGCUGUGUGAUCACUACUUUGCCUGCCAUGAACGUGCAAUGAAAGAAAUUGAAGAUCACGAAACAGAUGUCAAAGAGGCCGACGAACGCGAGGAUAAACUUCGCGAACAAAUCAAAAGUGACGCAGAGAACAGGGCAAGAAUACUCGAAUUGGAGAAGAAGGUCGAUAGCUUCGAGAGCAAAAAACAGGAAUACAAGGCGGCAUACGUAUCCAAGUCCUUGCAAUUUGAUCAGCUCAACGAACAAUUCGCUGCGCUCACCGAAGAGCUGAUAACACUACAGGCGUCUGGACUACCACUGGGUUGUGAUGCGUUGCGUAUCAUAAUAGUGUGGCUCAAACGAGUCAUCCAGCUUCCCCAGGCUAAACUGGCUAUAGAACGUUUAUCGCUCGCAUUAUGUGCCAUGGACGCGGAUGGAAUGAGAGAAUUAAACGAUUGA
Molecule: messenger RNA, 2631 nt
Organism: Sphaeroforma arctica JP610
Lineage: Eukaryota; Ichthyosporea; Ichthyophonida
Exons: 16
Coding region: 1-2631 (876 amino acids)
Biological process (GO): microtubule-based movement
Molecular function (GO): microtubule binding; ATP binding; microtubule motor activity
Source: RefSeq, a predicted model, not a curated record